Messenger RNA from Colletotrichum acutatum, 1467 nucleotides. RefSeq lists its product as uncharacterized. The transcript has a single exon. The coding region runs from base 256 to 1065 and encodes 269 amino acids. NCBI's taxonomy places the organism in Eukaryota, Fungi, Ascomycota, Sordariomycetes, Glomerellales, Glomerellaceae. The record is from RefSeq and is a predicted model, not a curated record.
GCCAGGUUCUUGGACCACAGUUCCCAAGGAACGGUUCGAAAGUCGGAAGCCCAUGGUUGGUGGCAUGGAGAGAGUUGCAGGGCCACAGCUGCGCGUUAUGAACGCGGAAGUGGGUGUGAUGCUGUCACUUGUCAUGAACCUGGACAAGAAGAGGAGUUCCUGAGAACAGGGCGGGCCAAAACAUCGCGUUGCUUGUGGACAUGAUGUUCAAUGAGGUGCAAUGAAAAGCCGUAGACGCGAGAGGAGGUUACGAGGAUGGCGACAGGGGAGGCAGGGGGGAAAGAAGCAUGGAAAAUGACAGCAACCCAAGGAAGGGAACGACGAUGGAGAUCUGAUGCAGGGGACGGUGCCUUACGUGGAGCAUCUUGGGAGCCUCUUGCCUUCUUUGAGACUUGCAACACUGGGUACGUAUUCGUACGGACAGGUUUGGGAGGGAAAGACCCGUUGUUCGGUUGUCGGUUCGUGGCUUCCGGUGCAGGGCAGCAGGUCGCCCAGUCACCAGUCCACCACGCCCAGGAAGGGAAGGCAGGCACGACGGAAAGUCCCUGGCUGUGCAGGUACGUCUCGACUCCCGCUUCCCAGUGGAAGGAAGCACAGGUUCCCAAAUCACAAUUCCCAGAUCCCAGGGUGAGGGCAAUGAGGCUCCCCUCUCUUCAUCUCGUCACCCCUCAAAGCCUCAAAGCCUCAAACCAACCCCAGCAAGACCCCAACAGCAAACACGGCGCAAUCGACGGCCAACCGGGGAACUGGAAAUCAACUACAAUUGGAAGGUCUGGAAGGUCCACGGCCAAAUUAAACCGUUGGCUGAUUGAGUUAUCCCACGGUGGAUUCGGUUUUGAUGGCCGUUGGUUUUUUGCUUUGCUUCUACGGAGUACGGAUACCCGAUACACUACGAAAAGAGAAAGGCAUUGCGAGCUUUUCUCCCCAUUCUCCUCGGGUUGCUUUCUUUUUCUCUUCCCUUUCGAGCAAGGGUUUCGUGUGUCUUCCAACCGUCUUGCAUCAUGCUCCACCAACAGCUGGCCAGCCGUCAAGAAUCCGCGCUAUGUGCAUGAGUCUUCCCUUUGAUCUCGACGUUUGGACUUCCGGUUCGUUGCUACCUACUCAAGUGUCGAACUCUCUUCCUUGCUGACAAGACACAGGCGGCGUUUCUCCAAUGUGUCGUGAGCCGUGACUCGGAGUCUAGAGUCUUAAUCAGCAUCACCUCCCUUCGCAAAUGACAUCUAAUAGUCGACCGGCGUGCGAAUCAUCUCCGUCCAUCCCGUGCAAUCCACAACGGGACCGCGCAUCGCCCGUCUCCCCCCAUCGCAAUUCCCAGACCUGACACUGACAGAAGCCCAUCCCUGCUUCAUCAUCGCAUCUAAUUACUUAUCGCGUGUAGAACACGCUACGGCGCUCUCGGGAUGCAAUUAAUAGCUUCAGGUACGGGCACUUCUGCUUCAUACGCUCAAGUCCCACAAACUUCGAUGG